This is a messenger RNA of Stegastes partitus (bicolor damselfish), 1508 nucleotides long. RefSeq names its product B-cell receptor CD22-like. The annotation marks the transcript as partial. NCBI's taxonomy places the organism in Eukaryota, Metazoa, Chordata, Actinopteri, Pomacentridae. The transcript has 7 exons. The record is from RefSeq and is a predicted model, not a curated record.
UGGUACACAGUCAGGAUGGCUGGGGCGUGACUUACACUUCUGCUCAGAUGUGUGCCCUGAAAGGAUCAACAGUGGACAUACACUGCAGCUACAGUUACCCACCCAAAAUAAAAAAGAGAAUUACAACAGUAAAAGAAAGAACGUGGUUUAGAAAAAAGAAAAAUGCAGGACAGGUGGCUCUGAAAAAAGACUCAGCCUACACAGGUCGCGUGAAGUAUGAUUUUUAUGAGAACAGCUGCACGCUGAGAAUCACAGACCUGAGAGAGAGCGACUCAGCAGAGUACAAGUUCAGAUUCACGACAAACCCACCAGGUGGAAGUUUCACCGGAUCACCUGGAGUCACUCUGUCCGUUGCCGAGCUCCAGGUGCAGGUGGGAAGAACGUCGACCAGGACAGAGUUGAAGUGUCUCAGCAGCUGUGAUGUAGCUGGUCCUCGCUCAUAUGUUUGGUACAACAAUGCACAGAAAAUGGAGGAAGAAACGUCUUCUUGUAGAGUCUCUGUUCGUGAUGACGACAGCUAUUCCUGUGCUGUUCAAGGACUUGAGGAUUAUCGCUCUCCGGCAGUGUAUGCUCCAAAGGAUCUUACUGUGUCGGUCAGCCCCAGUGGUGAAGUCAAAGCGAGCAAUUCAGUGACUCUGACGUGUCACAGUGAUGCCAAUCCAGCAGCUAAAUACACCUGGUUCAAGAGAAAUGUCCACACAGCUCUCAGUGAAAAGACUCAGUUUGUCCUCAGGUUCAUCCAGUCGUCCAAUUCUGGAGAGUACUACUGCACAGCAGAGAACAAGCUGGGCAGGAGGACAUCUAAAUACAUCUUAAUUGAUGUGAAAUAUGCUCCAAAGCGUCCCUCUGUGUCAGUGAGCCCCGUUGGUGAAAUCAAGGAGGGCAGUUUAGUCUUUCUGAUCUGUCGCAGUGAUGCUAACCCAGCAGCUAAACACUCCUGGUUCAAGAGGAACGGACCACCACCCCUGAGGGAAACGACAAAUCUUGUCUUCUUGUCCAUCCAGGCCUCUGACUCUGGAGCGUAUAACUGUAGAGCAGAGAACAAGCUGGGCUGGAGGACGUCUGAAUACGUCACUAUUGAUGUGAAAUAUGCUCCAAAGCUUCCCUCUGUGUCAGUGAGUCCCUCUGCUGAGAUAGUGGAGGGAAGUUCAGUGACUCUGAGCUGCAGCAGUGAUGCUAACCCAGCAGCUAACUACACCUGGUACAAGGAGAAUGAAGACUCACCAACAGCAUCAGGACAGAACUUCACCAUCACGGACUUCAGAGCUGAACACAGUGGGAAUUAUUCCUGUGAAGCUCAGAACAGAAGGGGACGCCAUAAGUCCACCGUUUAUCUGAUUGUUGUGAAGGCUCAUUCUUUUCUAGGAGCAUGGAAACCAAUAGCUGGAGCCACAGUCUGCGCUCUUGUCCUGGCUCUGACAUUCACCUCUGUCUACCUGUGGAUUCUAAAAGACAGAGUCUCCCAGCAGCAGUCUCAGCCUGGAGAGCCAUCAGACACCAGAGAACAG